This is a messenger RNA of Vitrella brassicaformis, 2405 nucleotides long. The record is from the annotation of a GenBank genome assembly. NCBI's taxonomy places the organism in Eukaryota, Vitrellaceae.
CUCAACUCCCCUCUCCACACACAGGACGUCACGCACCACUAGACACGGCAAAACUGUCUCUCUGCACGCCGAGUGAUGAGUCUCCCUCUCCCCCUAGCCAUGCCAAUCACAUAAACGCACACACCGCCUCUCUGAGACCGUCACUCCAUGCACACUCUGCUGGCCAGCGCUACUGUUAACACCAAUGACCUCUACCUGUCCAUGCAUCCCCUCCAUCCCUCCAUCUGCUACACCAUCAUUAUGGCGUCCUGGCCGGCUAACUAGUUGAUGCCCAGCGGCUGGAAGAGGCCGAUCUCAUUGACCCACCCUAACUGACCCCAACCGAACUGACAGUCGUCAUUCCCUAGGUGGCUGUUGAAGCCCUUGAUCACACCAGUCAGCCCAUAUCGGGCCGCCUCGUCCAGCCGCGCCCUGUGGACCACCUCGCGCAGACCCACGCGCCGCACACUCGUCCCCUGUAUGACGGCGAAGCACUGGAGGGGCACCCGCACCACCCGACCGCCCACACUGGCCAUGCCGCCGAUGACCUCCUGAUUGCCGGCCGUCUUGGUGGCUGCGCACUUGACGAAGUGCUGCAUGGCCCUCUUGAUGCGGUUGGCCACCUCGGCCUGCCCGAGGGUGACGGUGUCGACGGCCUCUGGCUUGUGCAGGAAGGCACCGAUCUUCCAUGCCACCUGGGGCAGCAGUGGAGUCAGCACGCUGGCGGCGUCACGCUGGGGGCAGAGGGCGCCGUUGACGCCGUCCAUGACGGCCUGCGGCAGCUCGUCGUUGAGGACGGUCAGGUACUCGGCCAACACCACACCAUGGGCCUCUCGGUCGGACUGGGUGGCGUUGGGUGGCAGCUGCUGUGGCGUCCGCACCAUGUCGAUGGCUGCCCCCGAUGCCAGCAGUGUGCGGAUGGCCCGCUGCAGCGGGAUCUCAUCGCGCGGCACUAAGGGAUACUCCUCCUCACCAGCAUCACCUUGGCUGCGCAACUGGGCGACCCUCAUGGCAGCGCGGCCCAAGGGCGUCUGGUGGGCGCCAAAUUCCCCUCGGGCUGGGGCUGUGUUGAUCUGUGCGGGGCUGAGAUGCUGACACAGCCACUCGAUCAUGUGAUACGACGAGUUGUGUGCCGCUUCCGGCAGGGCCGACUCGACGAUGCUGGCGCCGUUGUCCAUCAUCAGCUGCAGGUAGCCGUGGAUGAAGCCCUCUGAGUAGAUGGGGCCAAUCGUGGCUGCGUAACCGAUGACAUUGCUGCCAACAAUUGCCUCGGUGACGAGAGAGGGGUCGAGCUUGACGAGGUAGUUGAAGAUAUCCAUCAGGGCCGCCUCAUAAUGCUCGCUGGAGUGAACCCGACGUGGGAGGCUGAGCAGGUACAGUCCUAGUCGUGCUUGUCCUGAUGGAUGUCCACGCAGAACCGCCCCGUGUGCGACGAGUGUCUUGACCGCUGUGAGGUUGCCCGCACGUACGGCUGUCUGGAUAGGGCACUUGCUAUGACCCUCAAUACUCAACCCCGGGCGGCCCAACCAGGUGCCCGCUACAAAUGAUGGCCCAUCGACGCUAGCACCCUCCUGGAUCAGAGCCGACAGGAUGGCCGCCUGCGCCUCGCGUGACGGCCACAGCGGCAAGACGAGCCAUCUGCCGUCCCUGCCGUCUCGCCCGAAGCAUAGCCCGCGCUCGAGUGCCGUGGGAGCGCUCCAGUCGUCGAUGGCCAAUGACAGCAGACACACAUACAGCUCGAUUUGGAUGCGUGAUCCCCCACUCAGGGUGAUCGUGGUAAUGAGGUCGAUGCGGAUCCGGCGGUCGGCCCCCUUGCGGACGAGCCUCCGGAUGCCGUCAGGUGUGAUUGCGCGUCGCAGGAUGCCCUGGACGAGCCGCUUGGUGGCAUUGCUGGUGUUGGGCGGGAAACGGGCCUCCACCUUCUCUAUCUUCAUCUCCUGCUGUAGUGGCUGUGGCUGUGGCUGCUGCCCGGCUGAUGAAGAGGCCGACAUGAUCCUCAAGUCCUGCGCACAGCAGAAUCACACACAACACAUGGUCAGUUGCUAUCACACUUGGUGUGAUGUGCCGCCCUGCUGUACCUGAGAACUGGUCACUGAAAAAGGGCUCCAGACGCCGUGACUGAGCCAGUCACGUUGACGAACCUACGCCAAGCGGUCUGCACGAACACAAGCAGCACGGUCGGCUGCUGUCGGACAACAGGAGGGAUCCGCGCACCUGAUCUUUUGUGAGGGCUCGUCAGUCCGUCAGCAGCUGGCCGCUGACUCCUCGGACCGCCACGCAACGACAGCAAUGCUGCCUGCAUGGACAGACAGGGGGAAUAAGCAGAUGCAUCCAUCCUUUUGGCAAGAUCUCCUUCUCCAUCUCUUUGCCGCAGUACCAGAGAUCUGCGCUUCGAUUUGUUCUCCUAGGCCACUCCCUCCUGAAAC